Durusdinium trenchii is the source of this 423-nucleotide messenger RNA. Lineage: Eukaryota; Dinophyceae; Suessiales; Symbiodiniaceae. The record is from the annotation of a GenBank genome assembly.
AUGUUGCGCCAAGGAGAGAAUGCCAUUGAGGGAGAACGCUUCCCGGUGCAGGUUCUCAAGCGACAGGUCCAGCAGUGCGAGGAUCCCGACGGCGUGCGACGGAACGCGGAGGUCAUCUUCGCGGCAGGCACAGAGCUUCGUGCAGUGGUGAGGGAUGCUUACACGCGCAACCGCACCUGCUGCCGCUGCGUGUGCAAGCAGACCACCUGCUUUUUGCAGUGUCUCAGAGAGACGGUGCGAUUCUUGCUGUGCCUCCAGGUGCCUGCUUGCCUGUUCUUUUGGUUGAAGGCGGUCCGUGCGUGUCUUUGCUGCAAGCCGCUGAAAUGGCUGUUCCUUUGGGUCUAUCCACGGAGAACCAUGUCCCACACACCGGGGCCGAUGGACUCGAUGGAUUCCUUUGGGCCGUUGAACCUGGACGUGUGA